GAUUAUUCAACGUUAACUGCAAUCGGAUGUUGCUAAAAUCAAACUUCAAUGAAAAAGGACAAUUCUCUAUGCACGUGUACAAUGUUAAAGUGAUGGUAAAAAACCUCCAUUAGCUCGAUUUGUAUGCGGGUCUCUAGGGUUGUCAUGUUUUAAAUUUUAAUCAGUGUAACAUGGGUAACCAUUCGUCGAAGUGGACGUCCUGAACAUUCUACAGUCUACAAACACAUACAAUACAGUACAUUGUCGUAUGAGGAUGAUGUAUUUUGGGUCGAUUUACUGCUGCGUUCAAAUAGCGGAGUGUUUUAAGGAUAGCUUUAUUAUCGAAAUAAACACCGGAAUUAGAGGGACUCUUAAUCUAAUCGAGAAAAAUCAAAAGCCCUCAUGCUGUUACCUGCAAGUCCUUGGAGCCGUUUAUAUGGAUUUUCCAGCUUCAUUUCCAAGAAAAUAUUAUUUCAUGGAGAGACAUACCGCUGAAACCUAGGAUGACAGGAAACCAGUUAAUGUAUAAUGUACAGGAGUUAACGAUGCUAUAUACCCGCUAACGAAACUAUGUACUACGAAUAAUUGCUGUUUGUGUAACAUAAAAUCAUGACGGUGUUGCUAUGACUGAUAGAAAAAGGUUAUAGUUUAAUCAUCCAGUACAUUGAAUAUUCCCUACUGCGCUAUCACAUUAGAUUAUAUUAGAGAAUUGACAUUUUUGUAUUGACCGAUUGACCUUCUGCGUUGAAGAAAUACUCGCGGCGUUUGUUAAAUAACUGAUGUCACAUUUACUACAAUUGCCAUAUGUGUUACUUGCUAUGCAUAUCGGAAAGAACCCCAGCGUACAAUGAUGGAAAUAUGAUGGCGCUAAAUGUGUUAAUCUCAAAUGAUAAGCCACAGAAAUUCGGAGAUGGAAGAAAAAAGUGUACUGUUGGUCAUCAUACAUAUUCGUACAUAGUGAGUUGAUGUAAUGGUUUUAACUUAGUUAUCAUGGAAAGUGUACAUGUUUAUGCGUUUUACGUCAUUUUAAAACUUCUUAUAUUUUUCACCGACAUUUGUUCAUCCAAGCAGCAAACAGCCAUUUUGGAUAUUGGUGUAAUAGCUGAUGGGUGCUCACACAACAAUGCUGAAUAUAAUCAAACGUUGACAUCGACCUCAGUCUGGGACGAGUCUCUUGCUGUCCGGCUCCAUUGGAUUUAUCUGGAGAGCAAAGAGAGCUAUCAGGUCUUACGAACAGUAAUGGAAUUCCGACGUGUCGGCAUGGACUCCAUUUUACUCGCGGUUGACCUACAAUACCUUGGUGGUUUGACAAAACAACUGAUUAACGAUAAUAUCCCGGUGCUAGCCCUUGGUAGAAUCAACAGGGUCCCAGUGCCUGAUGUAAACGGUGACAACGACUGCCGAUCUUCUUUCCCGCCUCCGGAAACAGCUAAUUCACAGGAUGAAUGUUUACCUCCGGUCGAUAGCGUAGAACACAUGUCCACGCUCCAACACAACCACAGUUUGUCUUACCUGGAUUCUAAUAUCAUCGCAGUGCUCCAUCAUCUCAGAUGGACAACCCAAAUUAUCCUGUAUGAAAAAGCAAUAGAGUUUUAUGUGGAUAGAAUCAUCCGGGUAUUAUCCAAUGAGGGUCGUUUUGUGGUUGCUUACGAGGUAGGCACGAUGAAUCAGGAUCAGGUACAGGUACUGCUGGAGACGCUAGACGGACCUAGUGGUGACCACAAAAUCAACAUAACCAUCAUGGGACAUACUACAUGUGUUGAACACGUAUUGUUUACAGCGGGUCAGUACGUCAGGAAUAACCAGAGACGGUCGUCACUAAGUAUACGCUCUCUUUGGCUGGUUUUCCUGCUGCAGGAUGAUAACAAUCUCUAUCGAAUACAGGAAUACGCUGCGAAUAUCGACAACGUGGCUGUCAUCCUUCUCCCAACCUUCUUCGUCGGCACCGAUAAAAACAACGGGACUACAGACAUACUUCAACUCGUUAGAAAAGCGCUGUUUAACAUCGGUUCAAAUUCCACAAUGACAACGAUGAAUAAAUCCGAUAUGAAUUAUUUGAUUCUUGAGCUUUUACAAUCGGAACUACAGGGGUGUCACUGGUCUCCUGUACAGACUCUUAUGUUCACUGUCGGCGGACGCGGCUGGAGUCACGUUGGCUACGUCGACACAAUGGGACGAACUGCUUUCCACGCAGAGAUAUUUCCAAACACAAGGUUCGGCUUCAACCAUCGCAAAUUCGCAGUAUCUACUCUAGAGUGGGCACCGUUCGUCAUUGCCUCUCCGAAUAACACAUACACUGGGCUGUGUUUUGACCUGCUUGAUCAUUUGGCAUCCAGCCUGAAUUUUACAUUUGAGAUUGACAGACCACCAGAUGGACAAUGGGGGGUGAUUAAUGCUAACGGCACAUGGACAGGCAUGGUUGGACAACUAGCCGAAGCAGAAAUUGACAUAGUGGUUGCACCCCUAUCAACACAAGCCAAGCGUGAAAAAGUGAUGGACUUCACCUACUCAUUUUAUAUAGAUUAUACUACCAUUCUUAUGAAAAAGAAAGACCCAACUACUACCAAAUGGCGGACUCUUAUAGAUCCGUUCAGUGAGGAGCUCCUUUUAUGUGUAUUAAUUUCACUUCCGGUGAUGUCUAUGCUGCUUUUCCUUUUUGAGCGAUUCAGCCCGUUUUAUGUUGGCGAUGAAGAAAGGGAAGGACAAAGUGGCUUACAUACCUAUCAGGAUGCAUUUUGGUAUAUGUAUGGUGCACUGCUCACACAAGGAGGAGAACAUCUCCCACGGUCUCAGACUGGGCGUACCCUGCUUAGCUCCUGGUGGUUAUUCUGUAUCAUCAUGAUGGCUACAUAUAGCGGUAACCUUAUCGCAUUCCUGACUGUCAACAAGGACAAGCCCCCGUUUUCUACAGUGGCUGGUAUGCUACAGCAGGACCACUACCGCUGGGGCACCAUAGGUGGCAGCUCUUGGAUCACUGCCUUUAACGAGACCCAAGCCCCUGAUUUGAUGAAGGUAUGGGCCGGAAUGUUGGAAUUCAAUGCUUCUGACAACAGCAUAUUGAGUUCACAGUCCAGUGAACACUUUAAGAAGGUGCUCGGAGGAGGAUAUGCAUACAUUGGAGAUAAAACUCAAAUGGAAAUAAAGAUGGCUGAAGAAUGUUCCCUUCUAAUAUCGGACGACGAAUUUAUGCCCUUGCAAUACGCUCUAGGCCUUCCAAAUUUUUCACCUUACACAAAAAUGUUUUCUGACGAAUUACUGCACAUACACGAGAGCGGAUUACUACACAUCUGGAAAUCCCGUUGGUGGCCCCAGAGAAACUUCUGUGACGGCGAGUUGGUGACGUCAGCAAAGACUAUAACGUUGAUUGAUGUGCAAAGUGCAUUUUACCUGAUUGGCAUAGGACUGACUUUAGCCACGCUAAUUAUCAUUAUAGAAAAGGUUACGUUUUGGUACCAAACUAAGGUUACUAGUCGGAAAUUCCAAAAUGACUCCAAAGUUAAUGAGUCCACGAAUGUUACUAUUAAAUACAUUGGCACGAAUUCGUAACACUCUUCAUUCAAAGAGUUUAGGUUAUCGACAUAAAAGGACAUAAACUCUUAACUAUUCUAAAGUGUUUACAUUGUAUUGGGUCAAUAAUGUAUAAUGCAUUUGAUGCAUACUCUAAAGAAUGCGUAUAUGAUGAUGGACUUCAUUUUAGCUUUGACCGUUUGACUUUGAGUUCUAAUGAAUAUUCAUUCGGAGGGACAUAUUAUGGUAGUGGUAAUUGAAACAUCAUCAGGACAUAAUUGUACGUGUCCCCUACUCGUAUACUUUCUGACCCUCCAUCACCAGCUGGUGAUCACGUUGACAUUCUUCCGUAUUCCGUCCUUAAACAAUUAUUGUUGUCGAAUUUUUCCUGAACAUGUACAAAUGGAUCUUUUUUAUAACCAUAUGCAGUUUUCCUUAGGUCCAUACUUUUGCAUGCUUAAUUUUAUUGGAAAACAAGAUUGGCUUACUGGAAGCCAUCUUGAAAUCCUACAGUUGUAGUUUGUUUUCGCUCUCAUUUUAGAACUCCGCAUGAAAAUGUAUUCUCAAUUUAGUUGUAGUGUCAAUUUUGGCUUUACAUGUUUCAAUGUGAGAAAAUUAUUAAAACGAAAACAAACAAGAUGGCUGUCGGGCAACCUCGUUCGAUUUUGACAGUUAAAAUUGACAAUAAGUAUCGGACAGUCAUUUCCAAAAUUUGGCAUGUAUGAUCCAGCUUGUCAUUUGUUGUGUAAACGCAAUUUUGAGAGUGAUCGAGAAAACAAGAUAGGCCCUAGCAGUCAUGUUGUAUUUUGACAAUUUAAGUUAAUAAGGACAUUACGUUAGAAGAACAAUCUCCAACCCGGCUGCAUUAUAUUUUCAUCAAAAGAUGUCAACAGAACAAUCGCUCCAAACGCUUAGAGAAAAAGUCAAAAUUGCGUUUAACUAAUAAGGAUC
Molecule: messenger RNA, 4437 nt
Organism: Mizuhopecten yessoensis (Yesso scallop)
Lineage: Eukaryota; Metazoa; Mollusca; Bivalvia; Pectinida; Pectinidae
Product: glutamate receptor ionotropic, NMDA 1-like
Exons: 13
Coding region: 970-3525 (851 amino acids)
Biological process (GO): monoatomic ion transport
Cellular component (GO): membrane
Molecular function (GO): glutamate-gated receptor activity
Source: RefSeq, a predicted model, not a curated record